AUGCUUGCGCCCGCUGACAAAACCACCCCUCUAAAGAGCUCCGAAGCGAGGCUCUUCACUUUCUCUCAGGAGACAAAAGACCAUCUUCGCAAGUUUCGUUUGGGAACCUCGAGAUCCAGCGAUCCUCAGGCCGUCAUUUACACGAUCGACAAGAAGACCAAGGAGAUUAAGCAAGAUGAGGACAAGGUAGUCUACAAGUCUUUGGAGGAGAUUGGGGAUGAUCUCCCAGACCACACACCAAGAUUUGUGCUGCUCAGCUAUCCUUUGACGAUGCCGGACGGUCGUCUCUCGGUUCCAUACGUUAUGCUAUAUUACCUUCCCAUCACCGCCAAUGCCGAGUUGCGCAUGCUUUACGCCGGCGCAAAGGAGCUGAUGCGAAACACAAGCGAGGUUGGCAGGGUCAUCGACAUUGAAAGUGUGGACGACCUGGAGGACAUUCCCAAGCAACUGGCGUCUGCAAACUGA
Messenger RNA from Pestalotiopsis fici W106-1, 465 nucleotides. RefSeq lists its product as uncharacterized. The record is from RefSeq and is a predicted model, not a curated record. Gene Ontology annotation, cellular component: actin cortical patch. The transcript is spliced from 4 exons. Gene Ontology annotation, biological process: actin filament debranching; negative regulation of Arp2/3 complex-mediated actin nucleation. Lineage: Eukaryota; Fungi; Ascomycota; Sordariomycetes; Amphisphaeriales; Sporocadaceae. Gene Ontology annotation, molecular function: actin binding; Arp2/3 complex binding. Bases 1 to 465 code for a protein of 154 amino acids.